Messenger RNA from Papaver somniferum (opium poppy), 2477 nucleotides. RefSeq names its product cyclin-D-binding Myb-like transcription factor 1. Lineage: Eukaryota; Viridiplantae; Streptophyta; Magnoliopsida; Ranunculales; Papaveraceae. Bases 220 to 2205 code for a protein of 661 amino acids. The transcript has 12 exons. The record is from RefSeq and is a predicted model, not a curated record.
CACUUCUUCAGUUUUCGCAAUUUUCUUUAACAUAAACCCUAAAUAAAACAUUCUGAAAUUGAAAGUUGUAGUUGAAGAAGAAGAAGAUAGAAAUCAUAUCAAUCCUAUCAGAUAAAUUUUUAUCCCCAAUUUCACCUGUUAUCGUCUUCAUUGAGGUUUAUCUAUUUUGAGUAGAUUAUUAAAUCUUGAUUACUUUUGGAAUGGAAGUGGUAGGGAUGGAUGAAGAGAAUGUACUGCGAAAGAGCGAAAAGAAGAAGAAACAAGGACAUAGAGGCUUUAAGUGCCUCAGAAGUACCUACAGAGGAGAAGAAGAAGAAGCACAAGAGAAACAAGGAAAUAGAGGCUUUGAGCUCUUCAGAAGUACCUACAGAGGAGAAGAAUAAGAAGAAGAAGCACAGGAAAAGUGAGGAAAAAGAGUCUUUAAGUACCCCAGAAGUACCUACAGAGAAGAAAAAGAAGAAGAAGCACGAGAGAAACAAGGAGAUAGAGGCUUUAAGUACCUCAGAAGUACCCACAGAUGUGGGAGGUGAGAAGGGGUCUGAGGAGAAAGAAGGUGGGUCUGAUAGUGGGAGAGAAGAAAGUGGUAAACGCAAAAAGAAGAAACACAAGGAAAGGGUUAAGGAGUGCAAUGAUGUAGAAUCUGCAACUGAUGAAGCGGCUUCUGAAGGGAAGGAUCACAUUGAUGUGAGCGGUGAGGAAAAUAAUGAGCAUGUGAAGAAGGGGAAGGGUAAAAAAAAUAAAAGAAAGAAUGAAAAUGGAGGUGAUUAUGGAGAAAGCUGCAUUGAGAAGUCUGACGGUGAGGCUGAAUCUGGUUCUCGUUCUUCUAAGAAGAGAAACAGAGAAGAGGAAGGGCUAGAUGUAGAUUUAGAAGAGGGGAAGAAGAAGAAGAAGAAGAAAAAGAAAGGGACCAAAUCGGAUGCAAAUAUUGGAGAUGUUGAAACACAAAACAAUCUCGGAAGCACAAAUGAGCAUUUGAGGAACUCGGGUACCAAAAAAUCAUCCAAAAGAGUAAAAUUUUCUAAUCAUGUAGAAGUCUUCCCUGCAGCUGAUGACCAAGAUGAUCAGGAGGAAGACGCAGGAACUGAGUUGGUUCAAUGUAAGCGGUUUACGAGGGAAGAAGAUCAAAUAAUCAAAGAUGCUGUUCACAGGUAUAUGGAGAUACAUGAAUUGGGUGAGGACGGCUUGGAUAUGAUUCUGCACUCCGAGAAACAUCCAAAUAUAAGAGGAUGUUGGAAGGAAAUAGGGGCUGCCUUACCGUAUAGGCAUGUGAACGCAGUAUGUCAGAGAGCACAUACUUUGUUUACGAGGGAGGACCAAGAUGAUGUGGAGGAAAACCCAGGAAUGGAGCUGGUUCGAGGUAAGAGGUUCACAAAGGAAGAAGAUCAGAUACUCAGAGAUGCCGUUCAUAAGUAUAUAAAGAUACAUGAAUUGGGUGAGGACGGCGUGGAUAUGGUUCUGCACUCGGGGAAACAUCGAAAUGUAAGAGGAUGUUGGAAGGAAAUAGGCGCUUCCAUACCGUAUAGGCCUACCGAAGCAGUAUGUCAGAGAGCACAUACUUUGUUUACGAGGGAUGAAUCACGGAAGUGGACUGAGGAUGAAAAAGCGUUUGUCUUAAAGUAUCAUGAAAAGCAUGGACCAGACUGGAAAACGAUGGCCGAAGUCCUUGGAAAGAAUCGAUAUCAUGUUAAGGAUAUAUGGCGUCGGAUAUAUCGUACGGGUCUUAGAAAGGGUAAGUGGACUCAAGAGGAGUAUCAGUCCUUGUUUAAUUUAGUAAACAUGGAUUUGCGAAUGCAUGUGUGCGAGGAAAAGAAAUUAAAGCAUGGCAUGAUACGUGACAAUAUCGGUUGGCAAGCAAUUAGUAAGAGUUUAGCUACCCGGACAGAUAUGGAUUGCUGUACCAAAUGGUAUAAACAAUUAUCAUCAUCCAUGGUGAAAGAAGAAAAAUGGGCCGACGUAGACGAUUAUUGGUUGCUGGAUGAACUUCUUAGGCUGGAUGCUUGCUGUGUUGAAGACGUUGACUGGGAUAAUCUUCUGGAGCAUAGGCCUGGAGAUAUAACUCUUAAACGUUGGAGACAGAUGGUAAAUCACAUUGGUAUACAUGGACUGCUUUCCUUCGCAGAACAAGUAGAAGUGCUCGCCAAGCGCUAUUGUCCUGAGCUACUUGAAGUCAGAGAAGCUCUUGACAGCAGACCUGUGGUUGAUUGAGGUGUGGAUGUAGGAGGUGCCGGCUCAACAGAGAAGAUGGCAGAAAGUCCAGCCCAGAACAAAAGGACUACUCUCUACAGACUAAAUUGGUGCUUAAAAACAUUUAUUUGAUUCUCAUAGUUCCAUAUGUCUGAAGUAGUUUUUAUGUACUUGGUGAGGCAAUUAAAUGUUACAUAGUUGAAACCACUGUGGUCUGACACUGAAAAACUGUCAAUAGACAAAAUUCAUCAACACCUGUAUUUCAGGUUACUUGUGAAUUAACCUUUUAUGAA